CAUUCGUUCACCACCUUAUUCGAACCUCUGCCAACCACAAUCUAGCAUGUUGCCGCACUGCUGCUGCAUGUGACCCUUGAUCGGAACCAAUCCUGGUUAUGGAUGCCUCUACUCGUGUGCCGCUACGUGCGUCAUCUUAGAUCACGGAGGGUAGGGAUACAUCUUGACAGGCCUCUAAUACUCAAUAGUAAGCUGUCAUUUCUGGCCAACUGGUGUUGCCUAGACACUCUCUAAGAAUACCGUUGAGAGUACAAGACGCUGGGCGCAACAGCGAAACGACAACUGUAACGAUGGAGGUUGAUAUGAGGAUGUUGGCUUGGCUGCAGCCCAGCGUUGUAUCUGUUUAGUGACAAAACCAGUCAUGUUUUGAUACUGGACAUUGAUAAAGAUAAAAAAACACAGCUAAUUAUUGCCGCUAAAGGCGCAUUACUGCAGGUUGCCGUCUGGUGGCGCAUCACGAUCCCAUGUUGUUCAUCGUCAUUGACUCCACACUAUAUAUUUUACCCGGAGCCCAUUUAAAUACCUAUCUCAGACAGCCUGCUCAUUGUAAGUGACGGCAGUCAGAUUCUCCCACCUCACUCACUUCCGGUUCUUCCAAACUUCGGCACACCGAGCAUGUCGCUGAACCGUGUUCAAAGCAUCGAGACGUUGACCGCUCCGCCUGGUCAUGGCGCUUCGAUUGAGAGGAGAGGAAGCGAUGCGAGUUUGCGCGUCCGACGCUUGACUUUCAAUCCUGUUCCUCAGGACUUCGAAACGGCUUCGUUGAGGCCAGAUGAGCAACAUGCCCAGACUGUUGGGGCAUUUGAGGUUCCUCAGUGGAAGCGAUUGCUCCAGAUUGGUGCCGCAGUUGUACACUGUCUCUUCGCUGCGGGCAUAGUCUUUGGCUAUGCUGCCAUCAAGCCAGUCCUGAAGCUUGAAGGUGCAUAUUCUGAUGUAUGCAAGCUCAGCCACUAUCAAAGCCCAACUAGCGAUACAAACGCUAUCUCUGAUGAUCCUCAGGACACAUGCGUUGAAAUCAGGCUUAACCUGAUGUUCACAGUCGCUGCUGUUGGGACCAACGUUGCAGCACUUCCUGUUGGCGCAAUUCUCGACCAUUUUGGCCCUCGUGUAUGUGGCUUGUUGGGAUGUCUCUUCCUAACGAUAGGCACACUACUUAUGGCAUAUGCUGGAUCUCUACCUUUCGACGGUCUUCUCCCCGGAUACUUGUUCCUCGCCCUCGGUGGUCCAUUCACAUACAUCUCGUCAUUUCAGCUCUCCAAUGCUUUCCCGCGACACUCAGGUCUCAUUCUCGCGCUCUUGACCGGCGCUUUCGACUCUUCGAGUGCAUUGUUCCUCGUUUAUCGUCUGAUCUACAAUGCCACAGAGGGUAGCUUCACCCUGCGCAAAUUCUUCCUCGUCUACUUGAUUGUCCCUGCUGUGAUAUUCGUCAGUCAGAUUGUUGUCAUGCCUGGACAGUCUUACAAGACUGUCGGCGAACUUGUCGACCAGGCGGCUGAAGCGGAUGAAAACAUUGUUGUGCACUCGACAUCGAGCACGCAGCAGGAGAUUGAUGAGCAUACAGCUCUGCUCCGCGAUGAGCGUCGUGAAGAGAGGGAAAGGCGCGAAGCUGUUGUACACGAUAUCGAGAACCUCUUAGGUUCGUCCAAGGGUGAUGAUCAAGUCCAGGCCAAGGAAAGACAGCAUGUUGCAUCGGGUGUCUGGGGAGUCCUCCAUGACCGCACCGUGCUAGAUCAAAUCCGCUCUCCUUGGUUCAUCCUCAUCUGCCUUUUCACUGUUGUUCAAAUGACACGCAUCAACUUCUUCGUCGCGACCAUACGACCGCAGUAUGAAGCCAUCUUCGGCGACCACGAUCGUGCUGUAAGGAUCAAUACUUUCUUCGACGUAGCCUUGCCAGCAGGUGGAAUAUUUGCGAUUCCCUUCAUCGGAACAGCGCUCGACCAUGUCAGCACUGUUCUUGUGCUAUCGACACUCGUUGCAUGUGGCACGCUCAUUGGUAUCUUGGGUGUCCUACCCUUUGAGUGGGCAGCAUACACUGGUAUUGUCCUCUUUGUCUUGUACCGUCCAUUUUAUUACACUGCUGUGUCCGACUACAGUGCAAAGGUGUUUGGUUUCCGAACCUUUGGAACCGUGUAUGGCCUCAUUAUCUGUCUCUCCGGCUUGUUAAACUUCUCACAAUCUGGCCUGGAUGUUUUGUUCCACGAGACCUUCAACGGUAACCCAGUACCCGUUGAUAUUAUGCUUCUUGUCAUAGGUCUUGUCAUUGGUGUUGCACUUGUGGUGUUUGUGGCAGCUCAGCUUCGAAAGAUGCACCAGAAAGCCAGAGCUGGCAUUGCCCAGUGACGUGGUAACAAUUUCAUGACUAUACUCAACUUUCUUUUCACUAUGCUGAGUAUUGGUUAGCGAUUAACUACUAUUGCACAUUCUUGAUCUCAGGAGAGCGUUCCCAAGGAUAGUGCAAAAAAGGGGAUCUUGUAAGUUCCAACAAUGUAUUUGAAGAUCGCCAUCUUCGAAAAGUGUAUCUAGAACCACAGACCAUAAUCAUCAUGCUUGGAUGCGACUUGACAAAACAUCAAUAACGGGUCACAAAGAAGCAAUUGGCAGCGACAUUUUCGGUAAGCAUUAUAUAUAGCCCAAAUGUAGGAAGAAGUGCACAAAAAAGCGUGAUCCCUGUUUACCUAAACAUGGAACAAUUUCCGCCACUGAAAUAGGUUUCUUCAAUUUGCUGUUCUCUGAACUUAA
Molecule: messenger RNA, 2739 nt
Organism: Fusarium odoratissimum NRRL 54006
Lineage: Eukaryota; Fungi; Ascomycota; Sordariomycetes; Hypocreales; Nectriaceae
Exons: 3
Coding region: 616-2340 (574 amino acids)
Biological process (GO): transmembrane transport
Cellular component (GO): fungal-type vacuole membrane
Molecular function (GO): transmembrane transporter activity
Source: RefSeq, a predicted model, not a curated record